AGCUGCACAGGGAACUCGAGGACGAGUUUUUUGGUUUGUUUGUGUUUUAUUGUGGAGGGAUUCCUCUUCCUAGACACUACAGCUAACGUUACAUGCCGUUUGCAGACAGGAAGUGGAAGAUUGACAGGUCUGUCAGUGGCUCCGUUGUUCAUUUCAGUAUCUGCCCGUGAAUAAAUCUGACCCUGUCCUUCGACAUGUCGGCCAGGAACCCGGGGACAACGCUCGACCUGGAGUGGAUAUCCAAAGUGAGGGUGAACACACAUGCCGUCCUGAAGAGAGCCCAGCACAUACAAGGACAGAAGAUCCCCAAGAAACAGUGGCAGGCCGCCUGGCUGCUGAAGGCCGUCACAUGCAUCGACCUGACGACUCUCGCUGGAGACGACACGCCGUCCAACGUCCACCGGCUGUGCCUGAAAGCCAUCCAGCCGGUCCGACACGACCUGCUCCGGGCAGUGGACAUGCACAACAAAGGAGUUACUACAGCAGCAGUGUGUGUGUAUCCGUCUCGUGUGGCCGACGCCGUCAAAUCACUGAAAGCAGCCAACUCCAGCCUUCCUGUGGCCUCAGUGGCCACUGGUUUCCCAGCAGGCCAGACACCACUGGAGACCCGCCUGCAGGAAGUCCGCUUGGCAGUGGCCGACGGCGCCGCGGAGAUCGACAUCGUCAUCAACAGGACGCUCGCCAUCACCGGAGAGUGGGAAGCCCUGUAUGAUGAGAUCCGUGAGUUUCGGGAGGCCUGUGGCGACGCCCACAUGAAGACCAUCCUGGCUAUCGGAGAGCUGGGCACCUUCACCAACGUCUACAAGGCCAGCUUGGUCGCCAUGAUGGCGGGCUCGGACUUCAUCAAGACGUCCACGGGAAAGGAAUCUGUCAACGCCACUUACCCUGUCGCCAUAGUGAUGGUGAGGGCCAUCCGGGACUACUUCCUGUGCACGGGCCACAAGGUGGGCUUUAAGCCAGCAGGGGGGAUCCGGACGGCUCAGGAGUCUCUGGUGUGGCUCUCUCUAAUCAAAGAGGAGCUGGGCAACGACUGGCUCUGCCCGCUCCUGUUCCGCCUGGGAGCCAGCAGCCUGUUGGCUGACAUCGAGAGGCAGAUCUACCAUCACGUGACCGGACAGUACGCUGCCUAUCAUGAGCUGCCUAUGGCCUGAAACUGUGGCCUUCCUGUGCCAAACGACCAAUCAGAACCUUCGACUCACGUUGGUGGGCGUCCAGGCAGCGCAACCCAUUCUGUGAGCCACGCCCAUGAUCAGUGCUUUGACCAAUGAGACAGAGACAACUGCUGUCAUUGUAUUAUCUGUGUAAUAAUCAAAUGUACUUAUGAAGAGAUGGGAUUCCACUUUGCCACACGUAAUACCUUUAUGCUUGCUGCUUGUGGAGGAUGUGAUGAGUUGAACUAAACUUGUUUCAUGUGAAGCAGGAAAGCGGUUUCAAGUUAAGGAAAAUAAUAUUCAUCAAUCUGCCUCUCAUUUGAACUGAUCUUUUCCUAAAUAAAGUCUUUAUCUAUAACUA
Messenger RNA from Cyclopterus lumpus (lumpfish), 1512 nucleotides. RefSeq names its product deoxyribose-phosphate aldolase (putative) (gene dera). Gene Ontology annotation, molecular function: deoxyribose-phosphate aldolase activity. The record is from RefSeq and is a predicted model, not a curated record. Gene Ontology annotation, biological process: deoxyribonucleotide catabolic process; carbohydrate catabolic process. Lineage: Eukaryota; Metazoa; Chordata; Actinopteri; Perciformes; Cyclopteridae. Gene Ontology annotation, cellular component: cytoplasm. Bases 195 to 1151 code for a protein of 318 amino acids. The transcript has 9 exons.